UAUUCUUAGUAUUUAUGACUAUUUGGUUGUAUUAAGUUUUCCGAUUGAUAAUUAAUAAAUAGAUUAAAAUAGCCUCAAUUAAUCGAAGUAAAUAUUGAGAAGAUUGACAUCAGAUUAUAUUAGAAGACAUUUUGGACUUUCAUUUAAUGAGACGAAGAUGUCAAAAACGGAAUCGAAAGCAUGGGAUAAUGUUGGAGGUGUCGCUUAUUCAAAUUCGCAACAACAGACUGACGAGCGCUAUACUGAAUGGGCGCAGAAAUAUGACAGUGACGUCGAUACCCUGAAAUAUGAAAGUCCACAGAAUCUGGCGACAGAAUUAUUAAAAUAUAUCGAUAACACUCCAUCAACAAACGUUUUGGAUGUUGCGGCAGGCACAGGAAAGGUCGGUGAAGUUUUGAAAAAGCUCGGUUACAAAGGAAUUAUGGACGCAAUAGAUUUCAAUGGUGCGAUGCUGGAAAUAGCAAAGGGAAAAAGUUUAUACAGGAAUCACAUAGAGAUGGGGAUUUAUCCAAAUAAACCAAUUCCAGUGGCUGAUGGACUGUACGAUGCGGCGGUAGGUGCUGGAUCAUUUGGUCCUCAUCAUUUAGCACCUGGAUGUGUUGCGCCAAUCAUUCACAUUUUAAGACAAGGAGGCGUGGCAAUUUUCAAUUGUCGGGCAACUCCCCAGGCAACCGAGUUCAGAAAUGCGCUUGAAAACGAAAUAGAUAAACUAGAGAGAGCUGGAAUGAUUGCCAAAAUUGAAGUGAAAGAAAUGACUCAUUAUGCAGUAGAAUGCCGGGAAACAGGAAAUUCAAUGAUGUCAAAAGUCUAUGUUUAUCGGAGACUGUGAAAAAUUUGUAUCAAAUGAUUUUUCAAUGUUCACCGACCGGUAAUAAAUCGCAUCUGAGUAACUGUUAUUCGGUGAUUGGAAUAAACCUAACAAACUAGAUUUUUGUUAUUGAAUAUGAAGUGUUCUCUGAUGCCAGUGUCCAAUAAAUUACGUUUCGAAAGUA
Molecule: messenger RNA, 992 nt
Organism: Styela clava
Lineage: Eukaryota; Metazoa; Chordata; Ascidiacea; Stolidobranchia; Styelidae
Source: RefSeq, a predicted model, not a curated record